Messenger RNA from Harmonia axyridis, 628 nucleotides. Its product is annotated as neo-calmodulin-like. The record is from RefSeq and is a predicted model, not a curated record. Gene Ontology annotation, molecular function: calcium ion binding. NCBI's taxonomy places the organism in Eukaryota, Metazoa, Arthropoda, Insecta, Coleoptera, Coccinellidae. The transcript has 2 exons. Bases 82 to 570 code for a protein of 162 amino acids.
UGUCAAAUUGACUAUUUAGAAUAUUACCUUUAUUAUUCUACAGAAAAUAUUUGAUUUUAUUUCAAUAAUUUUGUAUCUGAAAUGGAUUAUAGCAGCAGCGAUGAAGAAGAAGCAGAAGAUUUUGGUAUGGAAGAACUUCAAGAAAUAGAAUAUGCUUUUGGUCAAUUUGCUACUGUUGUAAAAGAAGAAGAACCUGAAGGUAGUAUUACAGUGGACGAUCUAGAAUUCACUUUAAGAUCUGUAGGGGUAGAACUCACAGAAGGAGAGAUAUUUGCUGUCUUGGAAGAGUUUGAUCCGGAUAAUACAGGACUAAUAAACUUCAAGACAUUUCUGCUGAUUCUAAAAAAAAAUCUAAAACCUAUGACUGAAGAUGACCUCAAAUUAUGUUUUGCAAUAUUCGAUAAAGACAGUAAUGGACAGAUAGGUACUCCAGAAAUUCGACAUGUUGCAGCAGAUGUGGGAGGAAAAUAUAAUGAUGAAGAAAUAGAAGAUAUGUUGAGAGAAGUAGAUGCUGAUGGUGAUGGGAGAAUAAGUUUUGACGAUUUUGUCUAUUUCAUGACUAGACGAUAAUUUUUAUGUGUUAUUGUAAUAAGUAUUAAUAUAUUUGAUCCGAUUAUAAUGCCUUAUA